AUGAAUUAGACCAAUUCUAAAUUAGAAAAACAAGUGAUAUUUCCGAAACAAUAAUGUCUCCUUCCAAGUCUGUAUUGUGAUUACAGUGCAAGGAAAAAAUAAAAAUUAAAGACUUAUUUCCUCUAAGAGAAAUGUUCUUCAAUUAGUCCUAAUAAGCAGACUAUCAAGACAUAGAGAGAUCUGACUAAGCAAAUGGAUUCUGAAAGAAAUUCAGAACUUUAUUCAUUUGAUGAUGAAGUUAGCAGAUCUGCUCGGUUUUAGAGAAAAUCAAGAUUGCAUCAACGAAAGAAAAUCCUUAAUCAGCCUAUUCUAAACAAAAAUAAGCCUUUGUUAACAGAUACACAAAUUGAAACAGACACUCCUUACUUCAAAGAUAAGGAAUCAUCUUUUAGUUAGUCUAAUGAUGAAAAUGAGGAGAAGAAUGAAAACAAAAUUGAUUUAAAACUUGAAGGGGAGACUGGGAAGGCCUUGAAAUAGAUAAGUCAUAAAAUAAAUCAAGAGUUGAACAACUCAUUUUAUCAUUUUAUCAAAAAAUCAGAAAAGAUGAAAGAUUUGAUUCUAAAUUUUCAGCAAAAGGAUAAUUUGAGUCCCAUUCAUUAUUAUUGCUUAAAUGAAAGCAUAUUUCCUAAAAGAAUCGAACUGAGUAAGCAAGAUGUGAAAGAAAUCAAUUUAUCAGAUUUAGGAUUAACCCCAAAAUAUAUUCCAUUGAUUAGAAAUUUAUUAAGUUAAAAACGAGACAAAAAUAUCAAAUCAGUGGAUAUCAGUCAAAACAAAAUUAAUGAAUGGUCAUUAAAGUUGUUAAUUGAUGUAUUCCCCUUAAAAGUCAAAACCAUUAAUUUAUCUCUUAAUUAAUUAAACCGUCGAGGAGCAGUACUUCUGUCUGAACAUUUGAAUAAAUUUGAAAAUCUGAGGAACUUGAAUUUAAAAGGAAAUCAAAUAGGGGAUAUAGGAACUGCAACAAUUUUAGAGGCAUUAAAACCAAGUUUGAAAAUCAAAAAAUUAAAUUUAUCAGACAAUGCAAUUUCUGAUUUGAUUUGCAAUGAAUUAAAAGAAUUUAUUCUAAAAAACUAGGCCUUACAAGUCUUAAGUCUAAACUGGAAUUAAUUGGGACCUAUUGCUGGAUUGCAUAUUGCAAAGGGGUUGAAUUACAAUAAAUCAAUUAAGGUAGUAGAUUUGAGCUAUAAUAAAAUUGGAUAGAGUGAUAAUAAUUAUGAUUGUAUCAAAGAAUGGUGUUCAUUGCUGAGUAACACCUAUACUGAAUUGAUUCAUCUGGAUCUGUCUUAUAAUUAGUUUAAUUAGAAAUAGCUCUAAUUAAUUAAUUAUUCAAUUCUAAAGAAUUCACGUUUGUAUGGAUUACAUGUUGAAGGAAAUAAAUGUUUGGCUCAUGUUGAUCCUUUGGGAUUCAUACAAUUUCCUUAGUAAAUCAAAGGAAAAUAGAGUAUGCAACCUAAACAUUAAAAUAUUGAUGGAGUUAACUUCAUUCCAAUGUUAAAUGAGAAUGAAAAUGGAUCUGACUGUUGUUGGAUAUGCCAAGGGUGGAUGGAGUAUCAUUUUGUUUAUGAGCCUGAACCUGAAGAAUCUCAAACUGAUUCUAUAUACUUGCACUUAGAUUUUUUAGAUUUCAAACCCAUAUCGAUGACUACAAGUAAGGAAUUAUGGAAAUAACUAAGUAGUAAAUUCAACAGUACUACUGUUUUGGAAGAUCUAACAACAGGAGAGAUAAUUCAUUAGUUAAAGCAUACUUUUAGUGCUGGUAAGAUUAUUACAAUGACUGCCAUAAAUGAUGCCUACACUGAAGAUAUUAAGACUAAGGAUGAUAUGAAAUCGAUAUUAUCAGAGUUGAAUUCAAAGUUCUUUUUCACUUCAUAUCAAAUGUGUCCUCCCAAUCAAAAAAUACUUUAUUUUUUUUCGAAUCCCACUGGAAAGGGGAUAUUUAUAAAUCCAAGAUUUCCAAUAAUAUCAUUACGAUCUGCAGAGAAUAUUGAAUUGACUAUGGAUAAAGAGAAAGUAUUCUUCUACCCAGAUGGAUCUCAGAUCUCAUUAUCUCAGGUAGAUUAAGUGAAUUAUUUUCAAACUAAAUAAAUGUUUGUUAUUGAUUAGAAGAAUUAGUUCAAGCCUCUGGUAAAGGUAAUUCCUAGAUGUUUAGAGAAUAAAUACUUUUUAAAAAGAUUUGCGGUUGAUGCAUCCAAACAAAAAUCAAAUUUGAUUUAUUGGUAAAAGGAUUAAUCAGCCUUUAAAUCAUAUUAAGGAGACACUGAGGAUGUCUUGGAUGAGUGCUUUCAAUUUGAUUGGAAUUGUAUGGGCAUUUAGCAUUUUCUAAAAAGUUAAUAGGAAUUAGAAGGAGUAGUUGAGAUUAUGAGAUUCCAUUAUGCAUAGAUAAAGAACAUCUACAAGUAUUAUUCAAGCUUUGGGUACAAUGCUAAUAAACAGCAGAAUGGUUAUCAAGUAGAAACAUUUAAUAUUCCUCUUGAUUUGAUUUAUGAUCUCACCCAAGAAUUGUUACCUCAAGGCAUAUAAAUUGAGGAGGUAUAAUCUUAGGUGAAUUAAAUUAAAUACAAUUGCGAUUCAAAAUUUAUUUAUAAUCCAGAGAAUGGCUUCGUUAGAUAUUAGUUUAUGGAAUUCCUAUUUAGAAUAGCAUUUCUAGUGACUAAGUAAAAAUGGAAACCUAGACUGAUUGUGGAUGAAGUUUAUCGAGUUUUCCAAGUAUUAGCAGAAAGAUUUGCAGCAUUUGAUAACCAAUAGUAAUGGAGAGAAGAACGUUUGUGGACAAAAGAGUGUGGCAAUCUAAUUUAUAUAAAAUAAGGUUUUAUUCAGAGAUUACAUGAUUAUGUGGCAUGCAUUCAAAAUAAGAAAUGGACUUUCAAAUUAAAGUGGAUAGCAUUGACCGAGUUCCUAGAAUUUUGCAGUUUAAUGGGAUUUCAGUAAUUCCUCAGUGAAACUCAAUUAAAAAUCAUUUACAAUUUGGCAAUGUAGACUCAUUAGGAUGAAUUGACUCAAGAUAGACAUUUAAGGAUGUCUACUGUUGAGUUCACAGAAGCUUUAGCUAGAAUUGCAGAAUAUAUUAGUCCGAAUGAAGGCGAAAUGAAUAGUGCUACGACCAGUAGGUUGGUGCUUCCAUUGCAUAUCAAAUUAGAAAACGUGUUAACACAUAUUUUUGAUACGUUGAGGACUCUUAAAGUGAAUAACUUCGAAAGUUUUAGUAUAUACUUUAGCUAGAAUCCGAAUCUGUAUCCGAUUUUGCCAAGGGGCAAUUAGGUCCAAUCAGAUUAAUAUGAAUGCACAACCCAAGAGUUGAGGAUUUAUAAUACUCUAUCCUAUUUGAAAAUGUUUAAGACCCCGUAUCUGCAUCCGAAUUAUAAGUAAUUCUUAGAAAUACCUUUCCAAUUCGUUUAAGCUUAGAAACAAAAGAGAAAUGUGGUGGAAAGAUAGAUGACUCAAAAGUAGAAACUGUUGAAGUUGAAGGCUACAUUAUAAUUACUGUGA
Messenger RNA from Paramecium tetraurelia, 3483 nucleotides. RefSeq lists its product as uncharacterized. The record is from RefSeq and is a predicted model, not a curated record. Lineage: Eukaryota; Ciliophora; Oligohymenophorea; Peniculida; Parameciidae. Gene Ontology annotation, molecular function: protein binding. The transcript is spliced from 6 exons.